UCUGGACCAGCUUGUAUCUCAAAGCAGGAAACAUGGACUUCAAGGAAGAAAUCAGUGACUCGGACAGUGGGAUCAUCUUAAAUUCUGGUCCAGACAGCCCUACAUCUCCUGUGAAGGACCUUAGCACUCACACGCGGGCCAUGAGGCUUAAGCAUCAGGCUCUGGAGGACAGACUAGAGCUGUGUCUUCUGGAGCUAAAGAAACUGUGUAUCAGAGAGGCAGAGCUUACUGGAAAGCUGUCAUCUGACUAUCCUUUGCUGCCAAAUGAGAAACCACCACAGAUCAGGCGACGUAUUGGAGCGUCCUUUAAACUGAAUGAAGAGUUGCUUCCCCAUGGAGAUGGAGAGGAAUCAGAGUUGCAUUCACUUGAGGCUGAUUUGGCCCUCCAGAGGCAGAUAUAUGAAGCAGCCCGAAGGCUGUCCGUUGAGGAGCACAUCAGCAAGCCGGUGAGGAAGAGCCGACUGCAGCAAUGCAAACGUGAGGAAAAGAAAAUGAAGGAGCUUCAGGAAGCUGUAUUAAAACACUGCAUUAACCAUGGCUGCGUUUCGCCAAAGACAUGCCGUUCCUCCAGGCAGAGAGACCUGUGCAUGUCUGAUGACAGCUCACUGUCUGACACCGCUGCCCAUGAUGAUGAUUUAGAGCCAGGCCCAAUGUCCCCGAUGCCUCUCGACUCUGUAACUGGUUUCCAGCAUGUGCUGACCCUCUCUCCUUGUCACGGGGCAAAACAUGCAAGUUCCAGUUCCAGCCUGGAAUAUGAGCGAUCACCCAUCCAAAACAUGCCAUGGAGAGAAUCCAGUCUAGAUCAGCCAUAUCAGAAAGAGAAGAAGCUUCCCUCCGCCAGCAGCAGCAGGUCAAGCAGUCCAACAGGAACCUCAAUAGACCAGAGGCUCGAUGACAUUCCUCCUGCUCCCCAGUUUGUGUUCAAAAGCCUGGCAAUGCGCAACAAUAACUCCAACAGCGCCCCCUCCACCCCGCAGCUGCCACUGCGCCGCCACGUCUCCCAGUCCUUCAGGUUUCCCAGACCCAAACCAGAAGUAAGCAAACCGAGCUUAGAUCUGAGUCGUGGAAGGACGAAGCUCCCUCGUCGCCGCGUCACUGACUUUGCAUUGGCUUACUCCGUGCAGCGUCUGUAUCAGUGCAGCUCAGAGGACAGCAGCUCGGAGCACUCCAUAUCUUCCUACAGCAGCUCAUCCAGCCAUGAGUUCACAUCUGAGGUGACCAAAGCCUGCCCACCUCCUUACGGUUUCCACCGCACUGCUCAAAACAAGUUCCAGAGCCAGCGUUUCAGCACCAACAUCCUUCCCAAAAACAACCAAAAUGUGAACAGACAAAUAAACAAACCAACCGUGACCAGCCCUUGCCAAGAUAAUAGCCAUGACAGGAUGCUGCCAGAAAGAGAUAUGAGAAAGCUGAACCUGACUUUAACCUCCCCAAACACAAAUAAGCAACAAGUAGAGGUGACUUCCCCGAAGCGUAUACUUAAACCCCCUCCGCCGUACCACAGGCUGGCUCGCACACCUUCACUGAAGGAGUAUCCCAAUCAUCCUAGCAGGCUGCUUCCUCGAGACGUGGUCACAAAUGACCUCAGGGCAUGGCAUGAGAGGAACAAUGCCGAAGAAAUCAAGCUUCGGCCACUGGAACGACACGGGUCUAUGCGUGCUAAACGCUCACCAGGUCAAGAGCCGCCACCCUACCACCAGAUCCAGUCUCAGAGACAGACUUCUCAGAAAGUGAUCCUCCAGCGAGCUCCUGAUGGAACUCCUCUGCAGUGGUAUGAGGAAGAAGAUAGCGAGAUUGUAAGCCAGGUCUAGACCACAAUCAGCUGAAAUGCAGAAGCAUUUUUCACCGUCUUUGUUUUAUACAUGUCAUUCAUACAUAUCAUUUUGAUCUAUUUAUUGAGCCAAUGGACUCUGAUAGUAAAAGGCUGAGUAAAAGAUUCUGAGUAAAAGGUGAAGCUGAGCUAAACGACGUGGCACAGAUUUUCCCCAACUGCAUCCUUCAUCUCUUAAACACUGACCGAAAUUCAUGUCUGAGAAUAACUUAAUUGUAAGGCACCAUGCCAGAUUUUCUGUGAUAUUAUUAUUAUUAUUAUUAUUCUUGGCCCAUGUGUAUAAUUACUAUUUCUUAAAAAAAAAAAAGGUCUAAUGGAAAAAUAAAUUUUCAAGUAUAUGUUUGUGUCUGGUACACAGUUUUCUCUUCCCUAGUGUUUUGAAGCUCCAAUUAUUUAAUGUAAUACAUAAUGCAUUAAUAUAAUAUUUAUGUUCUUUUUACUCUUCUAAAAUUAAUCUCAGUCUUCUUCUUACACGUUUUAUGGUUUUUACAUUUAAAUAUUAUUGUUAGAUGCUGCUAUGCUGUUUGGUACUAUGCCUCUCUUUUAUAAACCGCGUGCUAGAUUUUAUGAGUGCAGAUAUUUUCCUUAUUCAGAUGUUCUAAAGCAGCAAUUCCUCUCUAUAAUAUAAUUUGUGUA
Molecule: messenger RNA, 2467 nt
Organism: Neoarius graeffei (lesser salmon catfish)
Lineage: Eukaryota; Metazoa; Chordata; Actinopteri; Siluriformes; Ariidae
Gene: inavaa
Product: innate immunity activator a
Exons: 9
Coding region: 33-1811 (592 amino acids)
Biological process (GO): positive regulation of protein ubiquitination; adherens junction maintenance
Source: RefSeq, a predicted model, not a curated record